UUAGAGUAAAAAAGAAGCCAAAAAUUAAUGAGUCACAAAAUUAAAAGAAAAGUUUGAACGGACAUAAAUAUCAAUAAAAGAAAUCAUAUUCAUAAAAUCAUGUGCCCCUAUCGUAAUAUAACAUCGAUAUAUAUCGAUUGAGACCAAAUAUUUAUGGUUUCAAAAGCGCGGAAAAGUACCGUUUCUCCGUAUUUUGGAUACACGCGUUUUUACGUUUGGACAAAAAUGGCUCGUCAACACAAAAAUUCACAAUUUCCGCUAUUUAACUCGCAUUUUGUUCCACAAAUGUGGUUGAAUGUACCAAGUACAACUUAUGGCGGAUACAGUUAUCAACAAUGUUUUGAUCAAGCGAAUUAUAAUUUAUUGAUGAAUUCCAUUUUGAUGCAACAGCAUGAAAAUCAGCAGCUUCGAACCAAACUUCAAAUUGUCGAAAAAAAAUUGCUUUCGGAGAUGUCGUUAAAGAUUCACGAAAUGCCGAACUGUGGUACUGAAUGCGCUAAAAAGUUGCAGGAGAAAAAUGAGAAAAUCUCCAUCUUAGAAGAAGAAUUAACUAAGAUGAUCGACAAAUUUGGAAAGCUGGUCAAAAAAGAUAGUGAGCUGCUGUUGGAAAACGUCAAGUGCAUUCACGAACCAGAAGAAAUCACGAAUUUGAAACAAAAAUUAUCGGAGCUGAUCAUUAAUAUUGAAAAUGAGCGUGAGGUGAAUUCGGUAAACGCUAAACGCCUCUUGGAAAAAGAAGAAGAAAUGAGCAAUUUGGAAGCUGAAUUAGCAGAGAUGAAAUAUAAAAUUGAAAAGGAGAGUGAAUUAAAGAAAGAAAAUACCAUCCGUCUGCAAGAAAAGGAAGAGGAAAUCGCCAAUUUGGAUCAACAAUUAUCGGAAAUUACGAUUAGCAUUGAAAAAGAGAGGGAUAUGAACAGAGAGGAACACACCAAAUACCUUCAUGAACAGGAAGAAGAAAUAGCUAAAUUAAAACAGGAAUUAUCAAAGCUCUCAUCAUAUGUACAAGAACUCAAUCGUCAGGUUCAUGAGCGAAAUGCUAAAUUAAACGCCUUCAGUGUGAUCAAUGACAUGCUUGUGUCCUCAAUUGAAUCACGCGAUAAAACGAUUGUUCAAUAUAAGAAAAAAACUGCAGAAAAACACAAAGGACACCUCGUCGUCUGAUGUUGAUUCGCUGCUUGGAAAUCUUUCACCUUUACAGACCUCUUCGCCAGUUUUAAAUGCAGUAAAGAAUAUCGAAAAUUCCGGCUAUAAUCCGUUGCCUGAAACUCUUUCGACUCCCGAAGAAUCGAAUAGUCCAACACCAUCAAAUGCUUUACAGAAUAAUAAGGCGAAGAGCUCAACAUCCAAAUUGGAUCCACGACCAAAGGAAUUCGUGACUCCAUCAAUGCAGAGUUCUUUGAAGUCAUGGAAUGGUGCGCAUAAGUGGCGUUUUGCCAAAAGAGCGGUGUUUGACAUUGCAACACCUGAAGCUGGGAACACAACGGAGUCCUGGACUUGCUUGCAUUGUGAUAAAAACACUCAUCCCCUGAAAUUUGUAUCUUAUACGGAGUACCGUCAACAUUUAAUUGAAAUUCACAACGAGGUUUUAGAUCCGGCCUUAUGUGUAAAGUGUGGUUGGCGUUCCAGUAAUGGGCUUGAUCUCGACUUCCACAUGUAUAAGCAGCACCAAAUCCCUUCGUUGUUUUAUUCAUUUUCAAAGAACGAUUUUUCAACAUCCCUCUUGGCAAAAUAAUUUCAAGUCAUAUCCUAUGAUAUUAUUUUCUUUAUAACGAUAACUUGAAUUAGGUAUUAACUUUAAGAAAUAUUUGAAUACCAACUCAGGUUUACAUACUACUUUUCUUAUUAUAAUUAAACCUUAAGACUAUUGAAGAAAUGAUAUUAGUAACAAUAAAGAUAAUUUCCAUUGCGUUUAGGUUGAUUUAUUAAGAAAAAGAAUUAAUACCGAAGCAAAUAUUGAUAUAUUCUAAAUCGAAUUAAGUUGCAUUCAAAAUUGAAUCUCAAAAAUUUAAGAAAUAUUGAAAAAUGCAUUCGAACAUAAUUUGAAUCAAUGACUUUUGCUUUCAGUUAUAAAGCGUAUCAAUUUGUUUUUCCCCUUUUUUAUUUUUUUUUUUUUUGGAUUUUACAUUGCUUGUUAUGGUUGGACAUACAAAAAAAAAAUUACAUCAUCACAUACAUUAAACAUACAUACAAUAAAUUAGUUUAUAAUUACUACCAUUUUUGAAUAAAGAUUUGUUAUUAAUUUAUACUCGAAUCUUGAAUACUUUUCAUCGUACGCUGUAAGAAAACAAUCUAAAAUGUAAUCAGACUGUUUAAUGUACAGCGUACAAUUAAUAUAAACAUUGAAAGAGAUACGAAAAUUGCACAAUCGCUUCAAUUAAUUUUUUCGCUUAGCACUGACAAUAUUAAAUCAGCCGCGGCAUUGAUUUGGUGCAAGCAAAGUAUUAACUAAAGCGAAUACAUUU
Messenger RNA from Drosophila nasuta, 2462 nucleotides. Its product is annotated as myosin-11-like. The transcript is spliced from 7 exons. NCBI's taxonomy places the organism in Eukaryota, Metazoa, Arthropoda, Insecta, Diptera, Drosophilidae. The coding region runs from base 154 to 1161 and encodes 335 amino acids. The record is from RefSeq and is a predicted model, not a curated record.